AUGGUGGAAAUCUUAGAUAUAAAAAAAUCGAUUAUUUUUUAUGAGUCUAUUGCACACUGUGAAGCUCAUUCACACCUGCCAUACGUAUCAUCAACGUUCAACAACAGUGAUGAAAUCAGGAUUGCUUUUCAACAUCAAGAUCUGUGCUUGCUCCCAAGCAAGAGCACAUUACAUUUUUAUGGGAGAAUGAGGAAAGCUGAUGGUACUGCUGUAAGUGCUACUACAAAGAUGAUCAACAUGGCUGUCUGUUAUAUGUUUGAAGAGAUACGUUAUGAGUUGAAUGGUGUAGAAAUUGACAGAUGUGAGAAUGUUGGUAUUACCAGUGUUAUGAAAGGAUACGCUUCUCUGAGUCCGGGACAGCAAAAUAUUCUGGAAAAUGCUGGUUGGAUUGUUAAUGAAGAUAAUUACAAGUUGACCAAUGCUAAUGGCUACUUUGAUGUCUCAGUACCGCUGAGUUUUAUCCUAGGAUUUGCUGAAGAUUAUCAACGAGUUAUUGUGAAUGCUAAGCAUGAAUUGAUACUGAUCAGAUCAAAUACUGAUCAAAAUGCUUAUGUUGUUACUGUUGAGAAUAAAAAUGUUUCAAUUACGAUUCAAAAAAUUGAUUUUCGGACUUGGGAAUUGUAUGAGUAUCCACUGCUACCAGCUACAACCAAUCACAUUUGGACAAUCAAAACAACAAAUCAACUUGAGAAACCUCGUUUUGUCAUCCUUGGAUUCCAAACAGCAAGAAAGAAUCAAUCGAAUCAAAAUGCAAGCGAGUUUGACCACUGCAGCAUAACAGACAUUAAGCUGUUCUUGAACUAUCAGAGUUAUCCAUAUGGAAAUUUGAACCUCAACAUUACGAAUAAUCAGUACGCCUUGAUGUAUGAUAUGUACACAAAUUUUCAAAGAGCUUACUAUGGAAAAGAAGCUGAACCACUAUUGGCUAAGAAAGAUUUUCUGAAUAAAGCACCUCUGUAUAUAAUUGACUGUUCCAAGCAGAACGAGUCAAUCAAGUCUGGACCUGUAGAUAUGCGUCUGGAGUUUGAAUUAUCAGCACAGUUUCCAAAUUAA
Cotesia glomerata is the source of this 1053-nucleotide messenger RNA. RefSeq lists its product as uncharacterized. NCBI's taxonomy places the organism in Eukaryota, Metazoa, Arthropoda, Insecta, Hymenoptera, Braconidae. The transcript is spliced from 2 exons. Bases 1 to 1053 code for a protein of 350 amino acids. The record is from RefSeq and is a predicted model, not a curated record.